This is a messenger RNA of Oryza brachyantha (malo sina), 1257 nucleotides long. RefSeq lists its product as uncharacterized. The record is from RefSeq and is a predicted model, not a curated record. Bases 454 to 990 code for a protein of 178 amino acids. The transcript is spliced from 4 exons. Lineage: Eukaryota; Viridiplantae; Streptophyta; Magnoliopsida; Poales; Poaceae.
UCCGUUCCAACUUCCAAGCUCGAGUUGGAGAAGGAUCCGGUAUAACUUCAGGUCUUGGCAAAUUCCUUUCCGUUCCGCUUAGCCUUUUCACUUUUUUUUUUCUUUUUGAUAAGUUCUAUAGGAUUGGAUGAUCCUAUUUGAUCGAAAACUCCUGCUCCCUCCCAGCGAGUAGGAAAGUUUUGUGCUAUCAGGUUAGUAGGGCAAGUUCUCCGUAACUCCGUUGACACAGCGUCCAAAGAAAUUGUCGAGGAUCCUCACGGCGGAAUGGUUUGCAUCUCUGAAUCCUCUGAUAACACAGCACCAGCACCAGCACCAGCAUCCGUCCGUCGUUGUGGGUGCGUGUGCGUCCUCUGAUCACCACUCGGCGAAAUCGUAAGCUCGUAGCGAACCGAAUCGUCGCGGCAUCACCAAUUCACCGUCGCGAGGCGCGGCACACAGUUCACUUCCCUCCUCAUGGCCUUCUCCUCUUUCUCGUGGCCGUUCCGCCGCCGAGGCAGCGGAGGCGGAGGCGGAGACGGAGACGGCCCGAGCCAACCCUACGCCGCGGCGGGGGACGGGGACGAGGAGCUGGGCGUCACGCCGCAGCUGCUAGACUUCCUCCGGACGCUCUCCCCCGGCACCUUCAAGUCCUCCGCGCUCCAGCUCCAAGGAGGAGGCUCGGCGGGGGUGGAAGCUGGCGAGCUCACCGGCUGGCAGGAGCGGCAUGCCGUGCUCGUGCUCUCCCAAGCCAAGGAAUUGGCCAAGAUCCGCUACGAUCUGUGCCCGCGCCACAUGAAGGACAAGCAGUUCUGGAGGAUAUACUUUCUGCUCGCUAAGAGUUACACGUCACCGUAUGAGCUACGAGCCAUACAAAAAGAGAAGGUAAGAAGGAUGGAAACGGAAAAUGGGAAGGCAAAAGAUGUUACUACUGUUGAGGUGGAGAUGCAAGAAUCAAAAUGCCGUAGGGAUUCUAAAACGUCACCAAGUGAUGAAGAAUCUCAAGAUUCGUAGUUAGUAUUGUUGACUGAAUAUUAGGUCAUGCCAAUACUGUAAAAUCCUCGUCUUUCUUUGAGUCUCAUGUUUCCAGUUGAAUCUCCGCUUGAUUGCUGCUUCAGAAGUAACACAGUUACACAGAUUAUGGCCUGAAUGUGUGCAUGCAGCUUCUGGCUGAAUGAAGUAACGUGCAACAUUGUAAGGCCUAUUCAGUCCGGAGGAAAAAACAAAAGAUUUUAUUUCUAAAGACUAAUUCUAUCUAUAGAAGCCAUUCAGUUUGUAUAA